AUGGGACCUUCUGAGAUAAGAAACGGCCCUCUAGCACAUCAGGAUAUGGUAAUUUCUGUAUUUGUGCUGGCGCAUGUUAGUCAACCCAUAUGGCUCAGACGAAUAGCAGAAACUACUGAGCAGCUCGCCAAACCGAACACAAAGAAACGGGACUCUGAUCAAAGAUUCGUGGCCGUGUCUACUGACAAGAAGUUCGCGGGAGUGAUCCGUGAGGAGCAUUUGCCGGGGUGGCGGCAAGAAUCAACAUUUGAGUCACAGGUCAUAUGA
Molecule: messenger RNA, 267 nt
Organism: Opisthorchis viverrini
Lineage: Eukaryota; Metazoa; Platyhelminthes; Trematoda; Opisthorchiida; Opisthorchiidae
Exons: 4
Coding region: 1-267 (88 amino acids)
Source: RefSeq, a predicted model, not a curated record